Messenger RNA from Medioppia subpectinata, 1163 nucleotides. The record is from the annotation of a GenBank genome assembly. Lineage: Eukaryota; Metazoa; Arthropoda; Arachnida; Sarcoptiformes; Oppiidae.
AUGGAAAUUGAUACUAUAGAAGCGAUGGAUAAGACAAUAGUUUACGAGACAUCGGAGGAUGUGGUGAACGACCAGAAGAAGAAUCGUGAUACUAUAGAAGCGAUGGAUAAGACAAUAGUUUACGAGACAUCGGAGGAUGUGGUGAACGACCAGAAGAAGAAACUGAAGACAUAUAAACAUCUAAUCAAAGAAAACACGACUCGUUGUCAACGGUUUCCUGUGGUUCACAUGAAUCGGUUCCCAAAACUGGACAAAUACUCGCUUUAUAUCGACUCAAAAGGUUGUGACGAUUAUAUCGACCAUAAAGUGAACAAAUUGUUGCGACAGAUAUUGAGUGAAUCCAAUGACACCGAGUCUUCGGCCGAAACAAAGGUGAAUACGAAGAGAAAAUAUGACGAUAUGAUUGACUUGUAUGCCAUCAAUGAAGAGAACGAAGAGUUGGACUUCGAAGAAGACACUCCUAAAAACGGUUCCAACGGUCACAGCAAUGGAUUGUCACUUAACGGCAAUACAAACACCACUUUUAAAAUCCCGAAAAAGGAUCCGCAAAACAUCGACACUAUUAUUGAGAGAACUCGUGAGAGGAAAGACAAUAAGCAAUGGGUCGAGGCUUUCGAUAUUUUUACCAAAAAUCUCAAGAAUGAACACUGGAUUCAAGAGAAUGUGAUCUCACUGUUGGUCGAAAUCGCCAAAGGAAUGGCUGCCAGUAAUGACUUGAAUGGAAACAAAUUCAAUCAUUUUAAUGCAUUGAUUGACAAAUUAAAAAGUUUGCGUUUUAUUGACGACCAAUUCUGGGAUGAAAUCAUUUUCACGGCCACCAAAAAGAUCGACACUAAGAGUAGUACUCAAAUGAACGUAUUUUUGUCCGGAUUAUACGACUUCUUAUUGGACAACAAGAUAAGCGCUCGUUUGAUAUGCACUGAAGCCGUCGUUAUUGCCUAUAGAUUACAGACUAAACACCCGUCGGCUAAAGACCUGCUCGAGUUGUCGAACCCUAUAUUGCAACCGAUUAUUGCAUGAUUUCUACAAUCUCUGCACUCUAUUAUUAUUACCACUAAAUAUGUAUUCAUUUAUUUCGUAUAUAUUAGCCAUUAAUUUUUAUUUAAUAAUUAUUUUUAAGAUAAUAUCUUAAAUAUUAUGUAUGAAUUCAAUUCAAAUCAAUC